AUGUGCGCCUUGGAUCGAGCACGACCCGAACAUCAACUAUCUCGGGGUCGCCUGUAUGACAUUCAACAUCUGAAUUUUGCUGCACCAAUGGCUGGUUUGGGAGUCGUGCUGCGAAAACGUUGCUGUGAUUCGCUCCCAUUGCCGAUGUGCAUAGCUAAUCUGCUCGUCUCGUCACAGUGGUUCCUCUAUGGAAACAUCGUUCGUGACAACUACAUCAUGGCACCUAACGGUAUCGGAGUUGUACUGGCUGUGUUGCAACUCAGUGACCGCUUAUCAACACAAACUGCAUCUACCGGUAUUUCAGUGGUGAAAGGAGAGAGUGCUCUGAUGAGGAAAUUCUCCGAAGUUCUCGAAAAAACCGCACGUUCGGGAAGCUUCGGUGUUGCGGCCAGCGAUUUGCGAUACACACGUACGCGAACCGCCAGUGUACCGGAGAUUUUUGUAAAGACGAAAAGGGUCUGA
Molecule: messenger RNA, 462 nt
Organism: Ostertagia ostertagi
Lineage: Eukaryota; Metazoa; Nematoda; Chromadorea; Rhabditida; Trichostrongylidae
Source: the annotation of a GenBank genome assembly